Molecule: messenger RNA, 4616 nt
Organism: Pteropus alecto (black flying fox)
Lineage: Eukaryota; Metazoa; Chordata; Mammalia; Chiroptera; Pteropodidae
Gene: ADAM22
Product: ADAM metallopeptidase domain 22
Exons: 32
Coding region: 628-3522 (964 amino acids)
Biological process (GO): proteolysis
Cellular component (GO): postsynaptic density membrane
Molecular function (GO): metalloendopeptidase activity
Source: RefSeq, a predicted model, not a curated record
UGUACUCUUGAAGGUAUAAUGCUCUCAUAAUACUUAACUAUUAAGUUUGUAGAACAUAUAAUUACAGUUCUUUGUGGACAAAGCCGGAUGAAUACCGGCUCCAGCAGCAGCAGCGUGGUUGGAUACCCUCGGUGCAAGGAGGCCUGCCAGCUAUGACUUCUCUUUUUCUUUCGUCCUUUUUCUCCCUCCCAUCUUCAAGCUGCUCAGGACCUCGCAGUCACGAGGGGAGGAGGGAGAACUACAUUUCCCAGCUGACUCUCGUGCGCGCGCCCCAGUCCGCGCGCGGGGAGCGAGAGCACCAGGCGCUCGCUCCCUGCCGAGCGCUUCUUGCCCGCCGGAGCCUUUGCCAUGGGAUGAGGUGGGAGGCGCUAGAAACCACUUAGCUACAGCCAACCGCCCAAUGCAGCACUCUCUAGCUCCCCCCGCCAGCGGAAGCGCCCGCGGAACACAAUGCAGCACUGAGGCAGCGCCGCUGUGGAGGCUGCAGCCCCACGGCUGCCGCAGCACCGGCCGGGGCUGGGAGGGGGCGGCUCAGGCGAACCGGGGGGCGCCGGGCGAGGGAGCUGGACCAGCUGCCCGAGCAUGAGGAGCUGAGCGUCUUUAGCGCGGCGGACUGACAGCAGCACCAUGCAAGCAGCGGCGGCUGCGUCGGUGCCCUUCUUGCUGCUCUGCGCCCUGGGGACCUGCCCUUCGGCGCGCUGCGGCCGGGCAGAAGACGCCUCGUUGACGGAGGUGGAGAGGAGGAACGAAAACCGCUUCCUAGAGCGCCAGAGCAUCGUGCCGCUCCGACUCAUCUACCGCUCGGGCGGCGAAGACCAGACAGGGCACGACGCGCUCGACACGCGAGUGCGGGGUGACCCCCGCAGCGGACAGUUGACUCAUGUGGAUCAGGCAAGCUUCCAGGUUGAUGUCUUUGGAACAUCUUUUAUUCUCGAUGUCGUGCUAAACCAUGAUUUACUGUCCUCUGAAUACAUAGAGAGACACAUUGAACAUGGAGGGAAGACUGUGGAAGUGAAAGGAGGAGAACACUGUUACUACCAGGGCCAUAUCCGAGGAAACCUUGCCUCCUUUGUUGCACUGUCAACAUGCCACGGACUUCAUGGGAUGUUCUAUGAUGGGAACCACACCUAUCUCAUUGAGCCAGAAGAAAAUGACACCUCCCAAGAGGAUUUCCAUUUUCAUUCGGUUUACAAAUCCAGACUGUUUGAAUUUCCAUUGGCUGAUCUUCCAUCUGAAUUCCAGCAAGUAAACAUCACUCCACCAAAAUUUAUUUUGAAGUCAAGACCAAAAAGGAGUAAACGGCAGCUUCGUCGACAUCCUCGUAACAUAGAGGAGGAAACCAAAUACAUUGAACUGAUGAUUGUGAAUGAUCAUCUGAUGUUUAAAAAGCAUCGACUUUCAGUUGUACAUACCAACACAUAUGCAAAAUCUGUGGUGAACAUGGCAGAUUUAAUAUAUAAAGACCAACUUAAGACAAGGAUAGUAUUGGUUGCCAUGGAAACCUGGGCGGCUGACAACAAGUUUGCCAUAUCUGAAAAUCCAUUGAUCACCCUACGUGAGUUUAUGAAAUACAGGAGGGAUUUUAUCAAAGAGAAAAGUGAUGCAGUUCACCUUUUUUCGGGAAGUCAAUUUGAGAGUAGCCGGAGCGGGGCAGCUUAUAUUGGUGGGAUUUGCUCGUUGCUGAAAGGAGGAGGCGUGAAUGAAUUUGGGAAAACUGAUUUAAUGGCAGUUACACUUGCUCAGUCAUUAGCGCAUAAUAUUGGUAUUAUCUCAGACAAAAGAAAGUUAGCAAGCGGCGAGUGUAAAUGUGAGGACACGUGGUCUGGAUGCAUAAUGGGAGACACGGGUUAUUAUCUUCCUAAGAAAUUCACCCAGUGUAAUAUUGAAGAGUACCACGACUUCCUAAAUAAUGGAGGGGGUGCCUGCCUUUUCAACAAACCUUCUAAGCUUCUUGAUCCUCCUGAGUGUGGCAAUGGCUUCAUUGAAAGUGGAGAGGAGUGUGACUGUGGGACCCCAGCAGAAUGUAUCCUUGAAGGAGCAGAGUGUUGUAAGAAAUGCACUUUGACGCAAGACUCUCAAUGCAGUGAUGGCCUUUGUUGUAAAAAGUGCAAGUUUCAGCCUAUGGGGACUGUGUGCCGAGAAGCAGUAAAUGAUUGUGAUAUUCAUGAAACAUGCUCAGGAAAUUCAAGCCAGUGUGCCCCAAAUAUUCAUAAAAUGGAUGGUUAUUCAUGUGAUGGUGUUCAGGGAAUUUGCUUUGGAGGAAGAUGUAAAACCAGGGAUAGACAAUGCAAAUACAUCUGGGGGCAAAAGGUGAUGGCAUCAGACAAAUACUGUUAUGAGAAACUGAAUAUCGAAGGGACCGAAAAGGGUAACUGUGGGAAGGACAAAGACACAUGGAUACAGUGCAACAAACGGGAUGUGCUUUGUGGUUACCUUUUGUGUGCCAAUAUUGGUAAUAUCCCAAGGCUGGGAGAACUCGAUGGUGAAAUCACAUCUACUUUAGUUGUGCAGCAGGGAAGAACAUUAAACUGCAGUGGUGGACAUGUUAAGCUUGAAGAAGAUGUAGAUCUUGGCUAUGUGGAAGAUGGAACACCUUGUGGUCCCAAAAUGAUGUGCUUAGAACAUAGGUGUCUUCCUGUGGCUUCUUUCAACUUUAGUACGUGCUUAAGCAAUAAAGAAGGCACUGUUUGUUCAGGAAAUGGAGUUUGUAGUAAUGAGCUGAGGUGUGUGUGUAAUAGACACUGGAUCGGUGCAGACUGCAGCACUUACUUCCCUCACAACGAUGAUGCAAAGACUGGUAUAACUCUGUCUGGCAAUGGUGUUGCUGGUACCAAUAUCAUAAUAGGCAUAAUUGCUGGCACCAUUUUAGUGCUGGCCCUCAUAUUAGGAAUAACUGCAUGGGGUUAUAAAAACUAUCGAGAACAGAGACAGUUACCCCAGGGAGAUUAUGUAAAAAAGCCUGGAGAUGGUGACUCUUUUUAUAGCGACAUUCCUCCUGGAGUCAGCACAAACUCAGCAUCUAGUUCUAAGAAGAGGUCUGCUUUUCUGUCGCAUUUUCAGAUUUCUACCUGUUCCAUCACACAUUAUUCCAUUAGUCAGAACAUUUCAUUAUUUUGCAGCAGGUCUAAUGGACUCUCUCAUUCUUGGAGUGAAAGGAUCCCAGACACAAAACAUAUUUCAGACAUCUGUGAAAAUGGGAGACCUCGAAGUAACUCCUGGCAAGGUAACCUGGGAGGCAACAGAAAGAAAAUCAGAGGCAAAAGAUUUAGACCUCGGUCUAAUUCAACUGAGUAUUUAAAUCCAUGGUUCAAAAGAGACUAUAAUGUAGCUAAGUGGGUAGAAGAUGUGAAUAAAAACACUGAAGGACCAUACUUUAGGACUUUAUCUCCUGCCAAGUCUCCUUCUUCAUCAACUGGGUCUAUUGCUUCCAGCAGAAAAUACCCCUACCCAAUGCCUCCACUUCCCGACGAGGAGAAGAAAGUGAACCGACAAAGUGCCAGGCUAUGGGAGACAUCCAUUUAAGAUCAACUGUUUACAUGUGAUACAUCGAAACUGUUUACUUCAACUUUUAUAGAAACCCACCCUCACGGAAUCACUGCAAAUCUAUCUGCUCUUCAGUCGAUACAAAAACUCUCUGAAAUGUCACAGAGGAGAGGAAGCUGAAUCUCACAUCUGGAUACCAUUUUCUUUUUGUCAUUGGCUUAGGAUUUAACUGAACCAUGAAAAGAACUACUGAAAUGUUACACUAUAACAUGGAACAGUAAAGGUACUGGUAUGUUAAUGGAUAACCCGCAUGACAGAUAUAUGUAGAAAUACCACUUAAAUUAACUCACAUGACCCAAAUGUAGCAAGUUUCCUAAGGGACAGUAGUAGAUUCAGAACCUGACGUUCUGAAGCACAUCUUCAUUGUAGACAGUAAUGCUAUGUGCAUGAAGCUUCUGUUUAUUAUUUUCCACAUUUAAGGAAAAAACAUCCCAUAAUAGCAACUAGCAUGCAGGGCUAAGACAUAUAGGAUUUUUCUGCAGGACUUUAAAGCUUUGAGAGGCCAAUAUCCCCUAUGCCAACUUCAAACAUGUAUUUUUAUUUUUGUUUUGUUUUUUACUUUUCAUAUUUAUAUCAGCACACAAGGACAAUUGUACAUAUGUAAACAUUUUUAAAAUAAAAGAAGCAGCUAUUACAGUGUAUUUUGCCAAAUGCCUAAAAACAAUCAGUCACAGUCACAUCAUUGUCAUCCAUCAAAUGGUCUUUAAAGAUUAUAAGCAGAAGAUGUUGUAAAUAUAGUAGUCAAUGCUGUAAAUGUGUCUCUCCAUAAUUGGUAUUUGUCUAAAACGCGACAUCCCUUUAAACUGCGCAUACUCUGGAGGCAGUUUUAUCAAAUAAUUAAUUAAACAAGAGAACGCACGCCCAGCAAAACUUGUGACCUCCACAGCUUGCUGGGGUAGGAGUCCAGUAUUGGUUCUGCUGUCCUGCCUGCAGGCACUUUGCUGCUGAUUGCUGCUCCUUGGGAGUCCCCCAGCCUGUCUGCUUUCCUUCUAGGGCUGCAGUGGGUAUCUCAGCAGCUGUUAUCUUUCAGUACCAGAGCACAUCUGUUAGUCUCACCCUGCAGAUCUGCGAGG